CGUAUACGGCCGAAGACUUGCCCAUACCAAAUUGGUGGCGCAACACCUGUGUCUAGAUCGGGCAUGUGAUGUGAUGCGAUGCGAGCCUGAGAGUUGAAUCGUCCCUGCCUAGGCAACUUGGCUGCUAGCGCCAGCCACCUUCAGGCCUACUUCAUUCAUGGACUGACCAUCCACCUUUCAUUGCCUUUGCUCUGAUCUCUUCCUUGUGUUCACCAGCAAAUAAUAUCAGCAUAACCUCAAUCAUGUCGGCAGAAAACAACCAAAGUGCGAAGAUCACGCUUCACUGGCUCGACAAAUCGCGCUCGCACCGCAUCCUCUGGCUGCUCGAAGAGUUACAACUGGACUACGAGCUGAAGAUCUACAAGCGCGGCGGCGACAAGCUGGCGCCCCCAGAGCUAAAAGAAGUGCACCCGCUCGGCAAGUCGCCCGUCAUCAGCAUCCUGCCCGCCGGCGCCGACAAGCCGCUCGUGCUCGCCGAGUCCGCCGCCAUCGUCGAGUACCUGACCGACCACUUUGGGAAAUGGCUCGUCCCGGCGCGGUAUCCCGCGGGCAAGGAGGACCAGGUCGGCGCUGAGAACGAGGAGUGGAUCCGCUACCGCUUCCUCAUGCACUAUGCCGAGGGCAGCAUCAUGCCCUUCAUGGUCAUGUCGCUCGUCAUGCACAACAUCGAAAACGCACCGGUACCUUUCUUCAUCCGCCCCAUUACCUCGGGCAUCGUGUCCCGCGUCAACAACUUUUUCCUGAACCCCAACUUCAAAACGCACCUCGACUUCCUCGAAGAGCAGAUCGGCUCCUCGCCCGGCGGCGGCGACUUCUUCUGCGGCAAGGACAUCUCCGGCGCCGACAUCCUCAUGAGCUAUCCCCUCGAAGCCGCCCAGCUGCGCGCUGGUCUCACCCAGGAGGCUUAUCCUAAGCUGACGGCGUAUCUUGAGAGGCUGCAUGAGCGGGAGGCAUUCAAGAAGGCAGGCGCUAAGAUCAAGGAGAUUACGGGAGAAGAGUACGAUCCUAACAUCUUUAAUGCUUGAGUGACGAGGCGAGGAUGCGGGGGUAACGGUGUAGAGUCUUAGUUGGUCCUUUAAGGUGGGUUGGCUUGGAAACUACAUGAAUAGACACGUUUAUUGAAUAAAUCCAACAAAUCCAACAAUGCAUGCCGGUGAUUGGCGGACCAAGACGACAACACUGACGCUUGAGAGGAAGAAACCCCAGGAAACGCAUUAUGCGCUUUGCUCCGCUGCAUGAGAAUGCCGCGGAUCACAAGGAAUGAGCAAAGAUCAAUUUAUUAUCCCC
Messenger RNA from Aplosporella prunicola CBS 121167, 1287 nucleotides. RefSeq lists its product as uncharacterized. The transcript is spliced from 4 exons. The coding region runs from base 243 to 1025 and encodes 260 amino acids. NCBI's taxonomy places the organism in Eukaryota, Fungi, Ascomycota, Dothideomycetes, Botryosphaeriales, Aplosporellaceae. The record is from RefSeq and is a predicted model, not a curated record.